UCAUAGGCAGAUAGUUUGGCGCUACGUUUAGUGUGGAGAUAAUUAUUAAAAAUGCAUGUUCGUGUAAAUUACCCUUAAUUAAUACUUUAACAAUCGUUUUCAACCCUCAAUGAGUGGUUUCGAAUAUAAGUUCGUUAGACAAAAAGCACUUAUUUUGUGGUAUUCUCCCCAGGAAUUUUGUUCGACAUUUCUGACCCACCUUGUAUAUCGCCUGUCUAGAUGAUAGCGAUUCACACCAGUUAUUUCAAAUCCGGAAAAGCCAUAAUUAUUACCUAAUGAAUAGAAUCGCUAGAACAUUCAAACUCUGGCGAACGAGAUAAUAUUAUACUUAUAUUUUUGCCACAUUGAAAGUAAUGACAAUGAAUUUCGUCACUGAUUUAAAGCAAGAAUAUAAAUCCUUUGAAAUAACUUCACUGCCAACAAGCUGUGCUGAUAUGAUCCUGUUUACUACAGUCAGUGCAAUUAUUACAAUAUGCGUGGUAAGUGGUUAUUACCACAGUCCUCCAUUGGAAAUAAUAAAUGAACAAUGGGACCUUUUUCAGAAAAUGACGAACAAAAAAUACCAAGAUUGGGAAGCAGCGGAUCGGUUCAAAAUAUUCAAGCAAAAUUACGAUAUGAUCGAGGAGCACAACCAGAGAUAUCGUAAAGGAAUCGAAACGUUUGAAAUGGGAAUUGGACCUUUUGCAGACAGGACACCGGAAGAGUUUAAGAGGAUGUUCAGAGCGAGAUUGAAACCUACCAAUUUUCUACUGGGUAAUAUCGGCAUAUGCAAACUCUCCGCGAACAGAAGCGUUGCUAUUCCCGUGGAGGCAGAUCAUAGGCAGUACAUGCAGGCGGUCAAAGACCAGGAAGCACACGUGUGCAGUUCUGGCUGGGCUUUUGCUGUGACCGGCGCAGUUGAAGGCGUAGCCAUGAGAGAACGUAAAUGGGACGUGUCGCUGAGCGAACAGAAUCUGAUCGAUUGCGCUUACGGCAACCCCUACCAAUCCUACGGCUGUGAUGGUGGCAGCAUAUACGGCGCACUGUACUACAUGAGACUGAACGGAAUCACCCAGUCCAGCAACUACCCCUACACGGCCUUGGACUCCAGGUGCAAGAGCCAUACGGGCGUCUGGAAGGUCAGCAUCCAGUACGGCAUCCGCGACACUGAACAUGAUCUGCUGUCGGUGGUGGGCAUCAGAGGACCUGUUGCCACGAUGAUAGAGGUGACCCCCUACAUCAUGCACUACAAAAGCGGCAUCGUGUCCGAUACAUCUUGCGGGAAAGGUCCGAACCAUGCGGUCACUAUAGUCGGUUAUGGAACUGAAAACGGUCAGAGAUACUGGUUGUUGAGGAACUCUUGGGGGACCACGUGGGGGGACAGGGGUUACUAUAAGUUGUCCAGGUCCACGAACGAGAAUUGCUUCAUUGGACAGAUGGCAUAUUUCGCUGAUAUCGAGUGACAAACUAGCUUUUGACCAGUGAAAUAUGUCAGUACAACAUGUUUUUAAUUUUGUUACAGUAAGAAGAGUUCUUGCUGACUUUUCAGGUAUUGAGUGUUAACUAUUGUAAGCUCAGUGAUAAGUUAACAAACUUGUACUCUUUUUCGUUGGGCUUCAUCCAAAAAUUCAUUGUCCCUUGAACAGGAGCGCCAGAAUUAAGUAUAUCUCGAAAUAUCUAGUACAAUAACAGUAUAUUCACAAGGGUUGAGGUUGUUUUGCUAGGUCACAUGGUGCUGCAUUUUAGAUUUUUGGUUGUUUGAUGAAGAUAUCAUACACCAUAUGUUAAUGUCUUGUAUGUAGAGACAAUGCUGCCUCUAAAGCUAAUGGAAGAAGAGGACAGGUUUCUUCCCUUGCCAAAUUCCCAAUAGUUCACGCCCAAUUAAGUUUUUGUUAUGUUUGAUAUACAGAAAAUCAUUAAAUUCGAUGUUAUUCCA
Coccinella septempunctata (seven-spotted ladybird) is the source of this 1915-nucleotide messenger RNA. Its product is annotated as cathepsin L-like proteinase. The transcript is spliced from 3 exons. NCBI's taxonomy places the organism in Eukaryota, Metazoa, Arthropoda, Insecta, Coleoptera, Coccinellidae. Gene Ontology annotation, cellular component: lysosome. The coding region runs from base 354 to 1442 and encodes 362 amino acids. The record is from RefSeq and is a predicted model, not a curated record. Gene Ontology annotation, molecular function: cysteine-type endopeptidase activity.